Messenger RNA from Canis lupus familiaris (dog), 5699 nucleotides. RefSeq names its product zinc finger protein 33B-like. The record is from RefSeq and is a predicted model, not a curated record. NCBI's taxonomy places the organism in Eukaryota, Metazoa, Chordata, Mammalia, Carnivora, Canidae. Gene Ontology annotation, molecular function: RNA polymerase II cis-regulatory region sequence-specific DNA binding; DNA-binding transcription factor activity, RNA polymerase II-specific. Gene Ontology annotation, biological process: regulation of transcription by RNA polymerase II.
CCCCCGCCCCGCCGUUUUCCUCGGGUCUCGCGUGAGAGGUUUCUCUUGGGCCGCGGAGUCUCUGCGCUUUUCUAGGGCCGGUGCCUUGCGACGAGGGAGCGACAGUUUUAUAGGGCACAAGGAUUUAAGGAGCCCCCAGUCAGGCCAGGUCUUCCAUGACCCCGUUCCUCUUCUUGUAACCCAACAUAUCUUCAGAGCUGCCUGCGUUUUUCAAGACAGCAGAAAAUGAACAAAUUCCAGGAGCACAAUGAAAGGACUAACACAACACAUAUUGAACAAAAAUUCCAGGGAUCAGUAUCAUUUAAGGAUGUGACAGUGGGCUUCACCCUGGAAGAGUGGCAGCACCUGGACUCAACUCAGAGGUCCUUAUAUAGAGAUGUGAUGCUGGAGAACUACAGUAACCUUGUCUCACUGGGGUAUUGUGUUACCAAACCAGAAGUAAUCUUCAGGCUAGAGCAAGGAGAGGAGCCAUGGAUGUUGGAGGAAGAAUUCCCAAGCCAGAGCUUCCCAGAAUCCUCGGAAACUGAUCACAAGAAAGAAAGGAGCCAAGAAGACCAGCCUAAACAUGUGUGGGAAGUUGCAUUCAUUAAUAAAACACUGACUAAAGAACAAGGUAAUGGAAGAAAACCACUUACCUUGAACGCAGACUCUUUUCCUUCCAAAAAGAUCCUCUGUCAAUGUGACUCAUGUGGAAUGAGUUUCAACUGUGUUUCAAAAUUAUUUAUCAAUAAGAAAAACUAUUUAGGAAAAGAGACUGAUGAAUAUAAUGCUUUUGGAAAUUUGCUACUUGAUAUUAAACAUGAGAAAACGCAUACUCGAGAGAAAAGUGGGUUUUUUAGAAAUGGGAAAAUUUUGAAUCAUGAUGAGAACCCUGUUCAUCAUAAGAAGAUUCAAACUUUAGAGCAAAAUUUUGAGUAUAACAUUUAUCAAGAAACCUUCCUUGAAAAGGCAAUAUUCAGUCCGUACAUGAGAGAAAUUGCAGAAGGGAAUGACUGUGAAUGUGAUGAAUAUGGGAGAACCUUCUUUGAUAACUCUUCCUUCUUACUCCAUCAGAUGAAUUCCUCAAAAGAAAAUCACUAUGGAUUUAGUGGUUGUGGAAAAUCCCUGUAUGUGAAGGCUACCCUUUUGAAACAUCAUGGGCCACAUAUGAAACACUAUGAAUGUAAUGGAAGUGGGAAUAAUUUCCAGAGGAAUUUAUGCCUUUCACAACUUCAGAAAACUCAUAAAGGAGAGAAACACUUUGAAUGUAAUGAGUGCAGGAAAGCCUUUUGGGAGAAGUCCCACCUCACUCGACAUCAGAGGAUACACACAGGAGAGAAACGCUUUCAAUGUAAUGAAUGUGGAAAAACCUUCUGGGAGAAGUCAAACCUCACAAAACAUCAGAGAUCACACACAGGGGAAAAACCCUAUGUGUGCAAUGACUGUGGGAAGGCCUUCAGCCACAAGUCAGCCCUUAGGUUACACCAGAGAACACAUACGGGAGAGAAACCCUAUCAGUGUAAUGCAUGUGGGAAAACUUUUUACCAGAAGUCAGAUCUCACUAAACACCAGAGAACACACACAGGGCUGAAACCCUAUGAAUGCUAUGAAUGUGGGAAAUCCUUCUGUAUGAAUUCACACCUUACAGUACAUCAGAGAACUCAUACAGGUGAGAAACCAUUUGAGUGUCCUGAUUGUGGGAAAUCUUUCUGUCAAAAGUCACAUCUUACACAACAUCAGAGAACUCAUGUAGGGAAUAAACCCUACGAGUGUAAUGCAUGUGGUAAAACUUUCUACCACAAGUCAGUACUCACUAGGCAUCAGAUAAUUCAUACAGGGUUGAAACCUUAUGAAUGUUAUGAAUGUGGGAAAACCUUCUGCUUAAAGUCUGACCUCACAGUACAUCAGAGAACUCACACAGGGGAGAAGCCCUUUGCAUGUCCUGAAUGUGGGAAAUUCUUCAGCCAUAAGUCUACCCUCUCUCAACAUUAUAGGACACAUACAGGGGAGAAACCCUUUGAAUGUCACGAAUGUGGAAAAAUCUUCUAUAAUAAGUCAUACCUAACUAAACAUAAUAGAACCCACACAGGGGAGAAGCCCUAUGAAUGUAAUGAAUGUGGGAAAACCUUCUGCCAAAAGUCUCAGCUUACUCAGCACCAGAGAAUUCACAUAGGUGAGAAACCCUAUGAGUGUCAUGAAUGUGGAAAGGCGUUCUGUCAUAAGUCAGCUCUGAUUGUCCACCAGAGAACUCAUACAGAAGAAAAGCCCUAUAAAUGUAAUGAAUGUGGAAAAUCUUUCUGCGUGAAGUCAGGCCUUAUUUUACAUCAGAGAAAACACACAGGGGAGAAACCCUAUGAAUGUAAUGAAUGUGGGAAAUGCUUCAGUCACAAAUCAUCCCUCACAGUACAUCACAGAGCUCAUACAGGAGAGAAAUCUUGUCAGUGCAAUGAAUGUGGGAAAAUUUUUUACCGUAAAUCAGACCUCGCUAAACAUCAGAGAUCACACACAGGGGAGAAGCCUUAUGAAUGUAACACAUGUGGAAAAACCUUCUCUCAGAAGUCAAACCUCAUUGUACAUCAGAGAACACACACAGGAGAAAACCUUACAAUUGAAGUGGGUGUUAGGAAUGUCGAGCUGCAGUUCAGCACCCAUUAUUACACUUCAGAGAAUUCACACUGGAGGAACCUCUGUUGACAUCCUGAAAGUUCAGGAACCUUCUUCCACAAACUGGCUUUAUGUUACUCCAAAGUAGAGUGCAACAAAUAUAGGGCAGUCUUGUUAAAUAACAUUUCACUGAAUGUCACCAAGCAAAUACUGGUAUAAGACAGUAAAGAUUUUUUGAUUUUGCAAAAGUGUUUUUUUAGCAAAAGUACAAACUAGGUUGUGUCAGAUUUUAUAUUGAGAAACCUUUCAAUUUGAGGUAUAUAGCUUGAAGAUUAUUUUUAGAAGUAAUAUAACAUUAGAAGUUGUGUUUUGGGUUUUGAUGUCAUAUUUAUCUUUAGGAAACAUAAAAAGUUUUAAUUUGUAGAUGUAUAUUGUGCAAUGUAAAGCUUUAAAAACAAACAAACAAAAAAAAGUAGUAAAAUGAAAAAUCAACUUAAAAGAAGCUGCAGUAAGUACAUAGAAUUCUCAUGUGCCCUUCAUCAAGCUUCUUCUAAUGCUAUCUUCUACAACCAUGGUAUAUUGUCAAGCACAUGACAUUGAUGGCACUACAGUACUCAGUCACACACAGUCCUUCCCACUUCAACAAUGUUUACAUGCACUUUGUGUGUAUGUCUAGUUCUGUGAAAUGUUAUCACUUAUAUUUUAAGUAACCACCAACACAGGUUACAAAAUCAAAAGGGAAUCUGGUGUCUCUGUUGCAUUAGGAUUACAAAGGAAUUGGGAUUUUACCAUGAGAAGUUCCCUCGUGUUAAUAAUCAUAAUGCAACUUAAUAUAAUUGUGAACAGAGAAUAGACACCCCCUAAUUUAGCUGUUGUUACAAUAUCAGGCACAUCUCCCAUGUGCCUAAGAGCCUGGAGCAUCCUUUUAAAAGUAGAGGCCCACAGAGCUAAUGUGUAACCAUUUAAAAUGUAUAAAUCAAAAUAAAGUGGUAAAUAGGUUGUCUUCAGUGAAGGUUAUCUAGUCCCUAGUGUCAUUAUCCCCUUUUACCCGUGGUUUGUGUCAAGCCAUGAGGUGCCUUGAGUGUACAUAUGUGAGUCUUCUAGCCCUCAGCCUAAAUUUUCUACAGACUUAACUCUGUAAGUUACUGCCCUAUAAGCAUGGGCUGGUGUACCCAGAGACAGAUCGGAGCCCUUGGAGAUUUUUUACUCUGAGAGGAGAGUGGGUUAAGACUGGAACAGAUCCAGAUUGAAGGUAGCUUGAGGCUUUUACUCACUGACACAGUAAAAAGUGAUAUACUAAAUUCUACAAUCAGUCAGGUUACAUAAACCAGGUUAUACAAACUAAUGAUCUUAACUUGCACAGAGAGUCUAAGCUUCUAUCUUAGGAAAUUAGGAACAGGAGCUGAUUAAAUCCAGAGUAAAUGAAACAAAAGAAAUACGAAUUAGAGCAGAAAUCAGUUAAGUUGAAAACAAAAUAGAGAAAGUCAGUAAAAUCAAAAGAUAGUUGUUUGCAAAGAUCAAUGAAACUGAUAAACUGUUAGCUAAAUUAACCAAGAAAAAGAGGAGAUAUAAGUUGUUAAUAUCAGAAAUGAAGGAGAGCCAUAACAGCUGAUUCCAUGGACAUUAAAAAGAUAAUAAUACUAUGAACGACUCUGCACACAAAUUUCAUAGCCUGCCACACAAUCUGCCAAAAGUCACAGAAGGAUAAACCUGAAUAGCCAUGUAUCUAUUAAGAAAUUGAAUUAAUACAUAAUCUUCCAAAUCAGUAUCACAUCCAGAUGUAUUCACUGGUGAAUUCUAUUAGACCCUUCAGGAAAAAAAAUGAUACCAAUUCUCUAAAAUCUCUUCCAAAAAGUAAGAGCAGAAGAAAUACUUCCUAACUCAUUCUGUGAGGCUAGCAUUGGUGUUGUAGCAAAACCAGACAAAGGCAUCACAAGAAUGGGAAACUGCAGACCUAUAUGUCUUACAGUUUCCUCACAUAGAAAUCCUCAACAAGUCAUAAGCAAAUUGAACCCAACAAUAUAUAAUUUUGCAGUAUGACCAAGUGGGAUUUGUUCUACACGUGCAGUGCUGCUUCUACAUUUGAUAAUCUGUUAAUUUAACCCAUCAUAUCAACAGGCAAAAGAAAUAAUCACAUGAUCAUAUCAAUAGGUACAGAAAAGCAUUUCACAGAAUCUUAACUCAUAUUCACAGUAAGAAAUUUCAGUAUACUAAGAAUACAGGGAACUUCUUUAACUUGGUAAAGAACAUCUACAAAAGCUCAAUAGCUAACAUCAUACUUAAUGGUGACAAACUAGAUGCAGUAAGAUAAGGAGGAAGGCAAAGGAGGCCCCCUUUGACCAGUCUUUCAACCUCCUUCUGGAAGUCCUCACUAACACAGUAUAAGAAGUAAAGGAAAUAAACUUGGAUUUGGAAGGAAGAGAUAGAACUGUCUAUAUUUACACAUAACAUGAUUCUGUAGGUAGAAAAUUCCAAGGAGUCAACAGCAAUAUGCUUUGACACUAGUAAGCAAUUAUAUAACAAGGUUAUAAGAUGCAAUGAGUAAAGGAAUGGCAAAAAGCAAUCCAUAGCUUUUUGUAACAGAAGUAACAAAACAUGGAGGAACCUUGCUGGCAAAUUGCUAAAUGAAAAAAGCCAGCCUGAAAAGGCUUUACACUUUGGUAUCCAUCUAUAAUGCAUUCAGAUACAAAAGCACAAGUAUAUGGAGAUAGUAAAAAGAUGUAGUGGUUGUCAGGGAUUCAGGGCAAGGGAGGGAAGGAUGAAUAGGUGGCUUAUAGAGGAUUUUUGGGACAAUGAAACUAUUCUGUAGGACAUUAUAAUGAUAGAUACAUGUCAUUCAUUUGUCAAAACCCAUAAAGUAUAAAAUAGAAAGGGUAAAAACCCUAUGUAAACUAGUUAGUAAUAAUGAGUCAAUAUUGGCUCAUCUGUUGUAACAAAUGUACCACACUAAUGCAAGAUAUGAAUAAUAGGGGACUAUUUAGAGGGAGGUAGAAGUGAAGCAGUAUGUAGGAACUCUGUGCUUUCUGCUCAAUUUUUCUGUAACCCUAAAACUCCUCUAAAAAUAAAGCAUAUUGAAUAAAUAAACAACCCUUCCUGCAUAUAGCAAUACAGAUGAA